Molecule: messenger RNA, 603 nt
Organism: Pseudomassariella vexata
Lineage: Eukaryota; Fungi; Ascomycota; Sordariomycetes; Amphisphaeriales; Pseudomassariaceae
Product: Fcf1-domain-containing protein
Exons: 4
Coding region: 1-603 (200 amino acids)
Cellular component (GO): small-subunit processome; nucleolus
Source: RefSeq, a predicted model, not a curated record
AUGGGCGUCGCAAAGAAGACAAGGAAAUUUGGCCAGACCAAACGCCUCCUCAGCAAACGCGACAGCCGACGCAAAGAAAACGUAACCAAAUCCGAAGAAGCCAACGCGGCGAAAGCCGCAGCGGGCGCCUCGAAUCCCUCAGGCGAGCUCCGCAAGGAGAUCCCGCAGCUGCCCUCGAGCCUCUUCUUCCAGCACAACGAGGCCUUGGUCCCGCCGUACCAGGUGCUGGUCGACACAAACUUCUUAUCUCACACGGUGCAGCGGAAGCUACCUCUGUUGGAAUCUAUGAUGGAUCUCCUGUACGCCAAGUGCCAGCCGAUCAUAAGCGACUGCGUCAUGGGCGAGUUGGAGAAGUUGGGCCCCAAGUACCGACUAGCGCUACGGAUCGCGAGAGAUGAGCGUUGGACGAGGUUACCAUGCGACCAUAAGGGGCUCUAUGCAGACGAUUGUAUCGUGGAUCGGGUCAUGAAGCACCGCAUCUACCUUGUGGCGACCAACGACAAGGACCUGAAGAACCGUGUGAGGAAGAUUCCCGGUGUGCCCAUUAUGAGUGUGGCGCGGGGUAAGUAUGUCAUUGAGAAGCUGCCUGAUGCUCCAAUCUAG